Halichondria panicea is the source of this 1729-nucleotide messenger RNA. Its product is annotated as phagosome assembly factor 1-like. NCBI's taxonomy places the organism in Eukaryota, Metazoa, Porifera, Demospongiae, Suberitida, Halichondriidae. Gene Ontology annotation, cellular component: trans-Golgi network. The record is from RefSeq and is a predicted model, not a curated record. The transcript has 14 exons. Gene Ontology annotation, biological process: Golgi to plasma membrane protein transport. Bases 257 to 1501 code for a protein of 414 amino acids.
AGUAGAACAGAACACAAGUAUAUCAUUAUACGCAUCGAUCUAGGCUCAAGUCUUUAAUUCUUUAAUUAUUAUAAAUGCUAGCUCAACGAACAGAACACUUAUUUAUGUUGAACCUGAUAUUGUGUGCAAUGGGAAUGUCAAUAGCUAGUAACCCUUCUGUCGUUGAAUUGAAUUUCUUGAUUGUGAUGCAAUGUCAAACAAAUGUCAGAUUUAAAUAUGAACUCUAGUUAAUUUAAUAUAGCUACGCUUCUUCGCUAUGCUGGACCUUGAGGUGAUACCAGAGAGGGCCCUUGUGGGAGAUCAAUGGGAGUUUGUCCUAGGCAUGCCACUCGCUCAGGCUAUAGAGAUCCUCAAGAAGCAAUGUCUCACAGUCAAAAGAGUGCAUCUUAAUUACAACAAUCAGAUUCCCCUGGACGUGGAUAUCGUAUUGGACCUGACCAACGAUGGGGUUAAACUCAUAUUUGACCCCAAAGCACAGAGACUAAAGAUAAUUGAAAUUUAUGAUGUGAAGAAAGUCAAGCUAAAGUACUGCAACAAAGUCUUCAACUCUCCUCAAGUGAGUCCAACGGUUGAGAAGAUUCACGACUCAUUUGGGCCCACCCUACCAGGACAGGUAGACACCAAGGAGCAGCUCUAUCUACUGCUGUUUCGUGGGAUACUGUUUGCAUUCCCAGUGUGGAGUGGCAGUGAGCUAGUACCAGGGCUGUCGACGCAGAGUCCUGAUCUCUCAGAGCUGAGUACUCAAAGAUCCUUCAUUCUCUCACGAGUUUGCAUCUUCAGUGGAAAUGACUCCAAGGAAGCAAGGGCUCCUAGGCUGCCACUGGAGUGUUUCCAUGGCAACUGCUACUGUGACAGUGUGGCGUUGUUGAGAGUGGGAGGAGCUGUGACUGGGCUCAGUCUCAAACUCAUUGCUGAUGACUCUCAUCACUCCAAGCUUGGAGAUAGCAGACCCAGAGUGUUGGAGAGAACAGUUCAGUUUGGGGACACACCACAGGAUAUAGCGAGUGCUCUUGGUGCGCCCAGUCAGCAUUUCUACAAGGCAGAAGACAAGAUGAGAAUCCACUCUCCCUCUCCCCACAAGCUACCGAUGGCUAGCUCUUCAGACUACUUCUUUAACUACUUCACUCUUGGACUGGAUGUACUGUUUGAUGCUGUCAGUAACAGAGCCAAGAAGUUUGUGAUGCACUCGAAUGUGCCAGGACACUAUAACUUCAACAUGUACUAUCGUUGCGAUUAUGUGCUCACGUUUCCAAUUGGUGAAGACAUCUCUGGAGACUCUCAGCCCAGUCAGCUGACAGUCACACCCUCUACCAAGUGGAGUGAAGUGCAGGACUACCUCACCACUCCCACUGACAAACCGGUGGUCCUCAAUAGAUCCUCAUCCACCAACUCUGUGAAUCCCUUCGGCAGUACCUACUGCUACGGAUUCCAAAACUUUAUCUUUGAGGUGAUGAGGAACCAACACAUUCCCUCCGUCACUGUCUACAGCCCCCCACCAUAACCCCCCCCCCCACCAAGAUACCUCCCUAGCAACUGACUGUGCCAGUGUAGAGUUAGAGGCAUUUCAAAAGUUAUAAACUAGCUAUUUAUAUUAUAGAUUAACACAAUUCAAAAUGUAUUGUAUCGUGUUCACCAUAGCAUAGGCCAUCCAUCAUCAUGUGUGUGCAUUUGUACAUAACAUAAAUUCAUAUUCAAUAUUAAUUAAUACACAAGUUCUACAAACUGUCAA